Molecule: messenger RNA, 4185 nt
Organism: Nicrophorus vespilloides
Lineage: Eukaryota; Metazoa; Arthropoda; Insecta; Coleoptera; Silphidae
Exons: 14
Coding region: 65-3583 (1172 amino acids)
Source: RefSeq, a predicted model, not a curated record
UUCAAUCAGCGCUUCAGCAGUCAAUUUAGUAAUUUCAUCUCAUUUAAAUAUUAUAAACGUAAUAAUGGUUUCAUUUAUUCAAGACAAGGACGGUAUUGAUCUUUCCAAAGACCUGAAGGAGGAAAUCAAUUAUACUCGGAUCGUAAAAAGUCUGAAACGCGUGCAGAUGUUUCAGAUCUUGGACGACGAAGUACUGUUGCAUAUCUCGAAGAUCGUUCAGAUUUUGGGUGUGCAGAUCAACUCUGUCAUAAUAACUACUGGACAGAUAUCCCCAUGGCUUCAUAUUUUGGAGAAGGGCCAAUGUCUCAUUUAUUCAACUAUCGCCGAGAAGGGUAAAACCGUAGCUUUGACUAUUGAAUCUGGUGCUUCUUUUCCAGUAAUCGAAUCCAUGUUUCGUUUGCCUUCAUUGAUCUACGUGGAAACGGCUACACACUGCCAAAUAAUGUAUAUUCCCAUUGAUAAAUUGCUGCUGGUUCUAGAAGUACAUCAAUUGAAAUAUCUUUUUGAUCCCGCAAAAUAUGAUUCAAUAAUUAAUUAUAUUAAUCUUCUCGAUUACCAGAUAAAUUGGAAUAGCGUGGACGCUGACGCGAGUUUAAUAUUUCUCAACAAAGCUCGCAUACCUAUAAUCUUAAAAAAAAAGAAGUGUCCACACGAUUUUGGGAAAAUUUCAUUUCUAAGAUACUUAAUGCUAUGGAAAACUAUCAAUCCUCAGAGCAAGCUUUACAUAGGUUGGGAGAUAUCUAGGUGCAUUUUGGCGACCAUCCAACUGGUUAUUAACAGUUACAGUUUGACGAUUUUAUAUGAAUACUCUAAUCUUGUCUUUUUAUGUAAUGUUGUGCUUGAUGUUGCCGGUUAUAUCGAUAUAUAUAUACGGCUACACGUUCAAUACCACAACGAUAAACAAAUAUUAGUGACGCAUCCCUUGUAUACGGCUAAGCACUACCUGACCACUUCUUUUAUCGUCGAUCUAUACGGUGUACUACCAUACCACAUCUUUCAACUUCACCACCUAUUCUUCUCGGACACCUUACUAACUUAUUACUUGCAUAUAAUCAUUACGAGGAGUAUGCAGAUGUGGCGAGUAUUCGGAGGACUUAAUUAUAUGAUGUCCAUCUCGAAGGAUAAAUUGCUGGCUGUCUUGAGAACUGCUAAAAUUAUCGUAAUUUAUUUCAUAUCCGAUAUGUUUUUCGUAAAUUACGUGGUAUCAAAAGUUUGCGUAUUUGAAGAGCAUAGCAUGAAUUGCGCCGACUACAGUUUGUUCAAAGAUACUCCAGAUAAAGGGCACGAUCCCAUUUACAUAAAGUCAACGAUCAGCUAUGUGAUAGUGGCGUUCUUCACUGGAACUUCGACGUUCUUCUUCAAAAAGAUGAACGUCAAACAACUCGGUGAUUAUUACUUUGCCUUGAUGGCGAUGCUAUCGCUGCGCAUUUAUCUCAUGACCUAUUAUAUCGCAAUCCUAGUCGCUGGUCAUUUCAGCGCAGUAGCGAAUAGAAGCCAAGUCAAGAACUUCAUGGAUUUUGCCAAAAAGGAGAACGUUGAUGAUGAUUCAUUUACCGCGGUAGUCAAAGAAUACGAGCAUCGGUGGAAGCAAACCAAUGGUUUAGAUUUCAUAAAAGAGUUGGAAUCAAUACAGUACGAAAUUCGCUACAAACUUUUAGAUUUUCUAUUUGGUUUGCAUAUUGCUGCUGCGCCACUUUUCGUUGGAGCAGAUGAAAGUUUGAUUCGUUUGCUUACAAUGAAUGUUAACAUCGAGUACUUCAUCAGAGGCAGCAUGAUACUGCAAAUGAACGACGUUCAAAAUAAGCUCUAUAUCGUGUACAGAGGUAUAGUCGAAAUCAAUAUCGAUGAUUCGAAUGUACUAGAGGUUCUGGGUCGAGGCAGUAUCUUUGGAAGCUUCGCAAAGCGUGGAUACACCAGACAAACCAUAAACGCAAAGGCCGUAACACAUUGUGAAUUGUUGUACAUUGACGCCGAUGUUUUUAACAGACUCGCCUCAAGAUGUCCAAUUGUUAUGAACCGCAUAAAGCGAAUCCGUUUUCUCAAUCAGGAAUAUGUAAUGGGUGGAUCGUCUGAAGAUGGGAAAUCUGACAGUAACAAGCGUUGGAUGAGCAUGUUCUCAAAAAGAUCAAUCUACGUUAACUGGAGCACGAAAAUCAAUCAAUACUUUAAUCAGGAAUCGAAAUGGAUGAACAAAAUUCAAUACUUGUUCUACAUGCAUUAUACACCUUUGUCGAUUGUUGCAACAACAGUUGUAAUGGUGCACACGAAAUGUGGAAACCUAAGCGUAUUAUGUUUACUGAUCAUCAACUAUGUAAUAGAUAUACCAUUUUGGAUAAGAUUAUGUGCCAAUAUGACGUUACAAUAUACCGAUAAAGACACUGGUCAUGUGAUAGUAGAUCCUUCAAAGAUCAGGCACCGCUACAUGCACUCCUAUUCAUUUAUUUUAGACAUACUUAUAUUAUUCCCAUUCGAGGCGUUCAUUUACAUAUUUUCUGCAGAAUUUGCCUUAAUCGGUCUCAUACCACGCAUUUUUCGUGUUAUACAUUUCUUCAUGUACUACGAUACUUAUAGAUCAACCUUCAACUACGAGACGCAUAUUUGCGUGUUUUUCUACAUUUACUUAAAUCUCACAUACGUGAGCUUUUUCAGUGGAAUAUGGAGCCAGCUGUCAUGCAAUGAUCCUUGUUGCUUCCCGGAGAGGCGCGAAGCUGAGGGAAAGGAUUGCCUCUUAGUUGGUUGGGAAAUGCUCUUUGACGGUUUGAUAUUUUCAGUAAACAAUAUCGCAAGCAGCAAUUUGAAAGUGGAUCCACCAGAUAAUACUUUGAAAACCAUAAUAUGUAUGUUUUCUAAUUUCACUGCACCUUUCGUCGUUGCCAUUAUGUUGUGCUCUAUAACCAACUUAUUCAACGCCUGUUAUUUUAAUCAGAUGCUCUAUUUCCGGACGAUGGAUGAGCUUCUUGUCAACUUAAAGAAACAAGAUUUAUCGCCAUCACUUCUGGACAAAACUGCAAGGUUCUUCACUGUGAUGUGGAAUUGCGCUAGAGGUGAAAAUCUACCUCGUCUAUUGCAAAUAGCAUCUCCCAAUUUAAGAGAACAAGUACUAAUGAAUAUCUAUGGGAAUCACAUUCAGAAUCAUUACCUGUUUGCCGACACCCACAAUGAUUUCAUAAGACAAGUAGUGCGUACAUUGGAAAAGAUCAUUUAUCUUCCAGGGUAUCACAUAGUUCGACAAGGUGACAAUGAUGGAUGUAUGUACAUUGUAAAUUCUGGUGAAGUGGAAAGUAGAUUCUUGAUGAAAAGCGGUGAAAUGAAAACGAUGUAUGUGCUGCACACGGGCAAUUCCUUUGGAGAGGGAUCAGGUUUGUUUAACGUUGCCCAUCAAAAUACUUACGUAUGUCGGACCAUAGUUGAAGUGUUGGUAUUGAAACGAGAAAAGUGGGUUUUCUUGUGGAAAUGGUUUCCGGCUUCAUACGAAAUGAUGCUCAUGAAAGCUAGAGAAUUCCAAAUAGAUGGAUGCUACCAGCAACAGGAAAGCAACGACAAAGUACUUGAUAUCCAAAUGCCAAUGUCGUCAGUAAUGUAACGACAAUCAAACUUAAUUUUUAAAUAGACUGUUGUGUUUAUUGUACAACUUACAAAACGAUAACAAUUACAUGGUUAAUAAUUAAAAUAAUAUUCAAAUGCGGUUAUAAUCACUAAAAAUCAAUGCAUUACAUAUAAUUAUUUGGCGAGAAGAAAUGGCUAAGGAGAUCAUAAAUAUGAUAUUAUGCUUUCGGAGGAAAUAUCUAGAAUAUGUAACAAAUACCGAAAGUUGUAUAAUAUAUAUAUAUAUAAAAAAAAACUUAACUGAGUAAAUUGUAUAAGUAUAAAUUGAAUAUUAUAGACAAAUAUUAUAAAAAGGGUUUAUAGGUACAUAAAUCUAAUGGGAUUCAAAAAGAAAUCGUUUGACAUGUAUUUUCGAUUGAUCACUUCAAUAUUGGUAACGCUUUUUCUUUCAUCGUCAUUUCCAUCCUAUUCCAUCGACAUACACGUUGAUUUUGUUUAUAUAUUAAUCUCGCUAGGUAGAUAUUCCUACCUAAAGAUCUAGAUUGUUCAUCAUUAGUUCUCCUCUACAAGGUAGAGUCUACUUGUCUCGAAAUUUGCGAAACUACAUUCUGGCCUCCUCUCUGGAAUUAAAUCCAGACG